AGGCAUAUUCCCUUAUUUUUGCUUGUCAGGCAACAUUAUUUAUAAACUGUGUACAGCCAAAACAUGUCGCAUCGACAAUAUAGAUCAGAUUCAAAUCAAAGAUCGAUACUAUCAAAGUAGCAGGGCUUCACUUGGAGUUUACUUCUGUCUGUCCCUACGAAAAAGACGCACCGCCUACGAAGCCUGCGACGGAAGCUGCAGCUGCAAGACAACACUGAGGGAAAACAUCUACCUCGGAUCCACAACGACCCGCCAAAUUACAAAGCUAACAGAGUGGAGUUAUGAGGAUUGUUUCUGUCACUUUUGUCUGAGUGUUCACGGUGAAGUUCAGAAUGGCGACGUGGGGCGACGUUGAGCUUCUCACCAGCGAGGACACGAGCACGGUGCGGUGCUUGGGGAGCGUGUCCCGGGAGGAGAGUGGCAGCGGCUUGUAUCAGGUGGACACACUGGUCAAGAUCUCCACUGCCAACGAGGUGCAGACGGAUCCCUGCCUCUCCUCCUCCAGUGGUUCAAACUGGAGCAUCGUUGUUGCUGAUAAGACUGUCAUCCUGUUUGACCAGAGUUAUCAGACCAUCCUGUUGCUGCUUCACUUUGAAACUGAUGUGGACGCUAUUGAUGCGUGUCUGGAAGGACAGUUUCUUGUGGUCUGUGAAAGAAAUGGAAAUCUUCAUUUGAUCUAUGUUCCCCAAAAGAGAAUUCUUCUCACCAGGGCUUUGGUAGAGAAACCAUCCAGUGGAGAUAAGAAAACAUAUCGCUAUCUCAUCAUAGAAGAGGACAAAGCAUCGUCAGGGAUGUACCAUGUUUUCCUUCUCAUUAAGGAUGGGUUUUUCCACAUCACAAACCUUGCUUUGGCAAAGAUCGAGACAGCCAUUGAAAAAAUGGAUUUGGGAGCUUUGAAAGAGCUUCAGUCUCUCAUCAAGAUAGACUUCUGCUCCACUGAGGAUUACCACGAUGAGGGCUGUAGUACUGCAGUGAUGUAUAAUGUGGGCAAUGAAAUCCACUUACUGAUUGGGGGGGAUAAGGAAAAUGUCGUGACUCACUGGAUGAUGGACCCUCAUCAGGCCAAGAUGAGUCUUGCUCAAUCCGUCAACAGUAACUUAAUUCCAGGUGUGAGAAAAAUGGUGGUGGUGGAAAAUCUCUUGUAUCUCCUUGACACUGAGGACGUCCUGAGUCUCUGGGACCUGCAUUUCCUCGUCAUGAUUCAUUGUUGGCCUGAUCUUGUCAUUCACGACUUUGAACUCACCACUGAAUGUGGCUCUGCUUCUAUGGUGGCCCAAGACAAGGGCAGCAUGAAGAUGAUCGCACUGACAAAGCAAGACAGCAGUCAGAUCAACUCACUACAAAUUCGACUUCUGCCCUCCAUGACGAUUUGCUACUCUCUGGAUGUCUCCUCCGUCUCUUGUCUUGUCCAGACAAAGAUAAACAUGGACACAAUUUAUUUAGUUGAGGGGAUUUGUCAGGACCCAGAAAGUAGUGGAGGAGAGAAUAUAUCCUCUGUUGUUGUCAGAUGCUUCACAGAGGCGUUGCCUGAAAACAGACUUAGCAGACUUCUUCACAAACACAUGUUUGAAGAGGCUGAGAAGUUUGCCAUCACAUUUGAGCUCGAUUUAGAGCUUGUUUAUAAGGUGAAGCUUGACUUUGUGCUGGAGCAGCUGGCCUCUGCAUCAGUGGGUGGAUAUGGACAAGAUGUGUGGUCUGAUCUUGUGGAUGAGGCCAAAACCAACCUGAUGAAGAUCACAGAUGAGCAGUAUGUGGUGGAAUACUGCCUCAAAGCACCAUGGCCAACCUUUGACACAGCAGAGAAGAUGCUAAACCACGCUGCCACUCGAUAUUCGUCUUUACAGAUCCAAGAGGCCUUGGCCAGACUGGCAACGUUCUGUAGCCUCUACAGCCUGGAAAAUUUCAAUGGCAUUGCCUGGAUCGAGUUUCUGAACAGCACCGACAUUUUAGGAGACAUUCUGACGCACCUAAGAGAAGGAGACAUGAAGGGUGCUCAGCUCCUUUGGCUCAGAUAUGAGGGUCAGGUUGGAUUGGAGUUUGAUGAGUGCCAGCUUGAAGCUGUGCUCAGUGCCAUCCCAGAGGACGUGAAGUCCCAAGAUCUCUGUCCAUGGUUUAGGACAGUUUUUGUUCCCUUUGUGAGGAGAGUUCUCCCAACAGGACAAAGAAUCCUGGCAAGAUGGCUAGAGCAGAGGGCGAGGAAUCUGGAGCUGACAGAAAAGGGAGCUUGGCCACAGAAUGGGUUUGACUUGGCAGUGCUUGGACUGCCCUCUUUAUGGACAUGGAUGAAAUCUGAUGAUAAUUACGGUGCAGAGGAGAUCGAGAAUCUCAAGUCUCUGGUGUCGAACCUUCAUCGGCUGCUGGACCUUCACCGCAAAUACAGCUGCAGACUUUCACUUUCCGUCUUUGAGAAGGGAAGUGUACGGAGCGUCGCAUUCUUCAUGCUGGACAAAGUGUUGGCUCCAGAGCUGAUCGCUGCCACAGUGGAAAACAGCAUCCUGCCCUAUGCUGAAGAGCAUGACAUUCCUUUUGAUGAGCUACUUCUGCAGUAUAUCAAGGAUCUGCUGGAGCGCUGCAGUUCUCAGACCACGACACUUUUCACAGAGUGGGAAGCUAAAGCAGUGGCUGUACUUGGCUGCAUGACAGAUACUGACCUGAUGGUGGAUGCUGUGCUGGAGAUCAUGCAGAAAGCUGUCGUACCCUGGAGUAAUGUGGUGGAAAAACUGGUUCAGCAGUACCUUGAGAUGGAUGGACCAAAACAAGAGCUUCUCAAGGAGAGCUACCGUCUGAUGGAGAUAAGGAAACUUCUCCGUGGCUAUGGGAUCCGUAACUUCAACUUGUCUAACAACACUCAAAUUUUGACACUGAUUAGAUACAUCCUGAAGCAAGACUUGCCAAUGUCUUUAGAAGACUCCCUGACACUUGCAGAGGCGUACAAACUUCCAACCUCCCAGAUAAAUUAUUUGUAUCUCAUCCAGCUGAUUGGUCAAGGCAAGACUGAGGAAUGCAUGACGGUCCUGAAGAGGCUGGCGUCUGCAGAGGCAGAAAUUGUGUUUGAGCGUCUCACAUCCUGGGCUCGGCUGCAGCUGGAGGACAAAGCCCACAUAUCUGACGAGCAUAAGAAGCAUAAGAUGGUCAUAGCUCAGGUGAUGGUGGAGGCUCUGAAAUACCUGCACAUCAUCCAAAAACAUGAUGCUCUUAAAAGCAUGGAGUGUGAGAACAACCUCAUCAUGUUCAAGGCGAUCGCCAACCUACAGGAGGACUUUGAUGUUUUCUUCACACCAUCUAACUAUGAGGAUCCAGACAUGAGAAAACAGAUCCAGGACCAUCAUAUCACAGCCUAUGAAAACACACGUGGUCGCCGUUCAUCUAAGGGCAAAUCUAUGACAACUCCGGUUGUGGCUAACGAUCCAGAUGGGAAAACCAAGACGAUAUCCACAGAAGCUGGAUUACGUCGUCUAGGAAGACAGCUGCAGCGCACUGAACAGGAGCUCUGGUCUGACUUGGCCCUCCGAGCGUUAAGAGUGGGAAAGGUGGACAAGGCCCUCAAGAUCCUCAGUGAGCUGUAUGAACACCACUGUAACACCAGCACAGGGAAAGUUUUGUUCACUGCUGCCAAGACAUUAUGUCAGAUGCUUGAAGCAGAUGUGCCAAUGGUGCUUCCUGAUAACACAGACUUGCCAGCAGUCAUCCAUGAUCUGGCCUGUCAGGCCAUCACUGUGUGCCAUUCAGAUUUGCUCCUGGACUGUCUGGAGCUUUGCAAGUGCACACGGAUAGCCAUGGAUGUCUAUCAUCAGUGUCAGUUAUCAGACAACUAUGGUUUUAUAGCAAAGGAUUUGACCUUGGAGGCAGAAAAAGAUCCACAUUCUCAAUGGAGUUUCCAAGACGUUUUUAAUGAAGACUGCAUUGUUCUGGACCCAGUGUCAGUGCUCCCUGUCCAGUAUGAAAUUACUAACUGCCUGCUGCCGGUAUCUUGGGAUGCCAAACUUCACCCACUGGACUGUUCCUGUCUUUCCCACUGCUCAUUUGAAGAUGGUUCAAACUACCUGCGGCCCCUCCUGGGUCCUCUAGCCAACAUGUUACAGAUGUUGCAGGAGUGCAGUCAGCUGGAGCUGGCUCUCAGAGUGCUGGUCAACUCGUAUGGCAGCUGCCUGCAGCACGUCACCUCCAAUGUUAUGGACAUAAAGCUAAGCAUGCAGCUUUAUGAUACCAAAGAGCUUAAGAAGUACAAUAUAUGCCUGAAUGAUCUCCAAAAGUCAACCACAUCCUCACUAAAUGCCGUGGCUGUGGCUCUUUUGAACAAGGUGUUUAACUGGAGAGUGGUCGAUUGUGAUCUGGCCAUUGGCCUCUGUACGCUCCUAUCCAAAGCAGAAGUCUUCAAAACACUGUGGAAGGUUAUUGACAACACCUGGCAAAACUAUGACAAAAUCCUGGCUGUGGCAAGAAUCGGAGCCAAUCUCUGCUGUUUGUACAAUGAGCCAGAGGAACAAGAGAAGUUUCUUUCUGUCAUCACUGAUGCUGACUGGGGCAUCAAGCUUGGAAAAUUAGAGAUUUCCAUCCAGCCAGUGUUCCGUCAGCGGCCUGAGAUGAAGAGUAGUCUGAUCCCAGUCCUGGUGAAGAACAAGAGAAUCACUCCAGACAUUAUUCUCCAGUACUGCAGCACUUUUGGUUUGGACCGUGACAGUGUCAUCAACCAGUACAUUACCACCUUACUGCUGCUCCAAGAGGACGAGGAGGGUGCUGGUGACUCAGUUGCAGGCCAGAUGGAGGUGCAGCCUCUGUGUCCUUCAGAUGCCCUGGAGCGAGUCCUGCAGAUAAUCCCAAUGUUACACAGCACCAGCAAGCUGACUGAAAGUCUCUGUGCUGCCCUUUUCAAGCUCAGCCCUUACAACUAUGAGAGGAUUGAAGUAGUGCUGAAGAUCAUACAGGCUGCAGAUGACAAUGUCACCAGCUUUUCUAUAAGUCAGGCCAUGGCCCUUCUUCAGCACCUGAAAUCCUACAUGCGAGUCUCCCCUCCAUCAGACAUGGAGAACACUUAUCUCCUGGAAAACUGCCUCAUUCCGAACCACUUGUCCAACAGCAGACUGCCCUUCCACCUGCUGAUGCAGACCAAACAUUACUGGAAGAUCAUCUGUCCUGAGCUCAGUGAGGAGACCUUCCCCACUCUUCUUCUCAUUAGCAAACUGAUGAAGGUGAGCAUUGACAAGUUAUACAUGUCGGCAGCAAACUAUGUGUUUGAGAAGAAGAUGAAGCCUCUACUCUUGGAGCAGAGGAAAAAAGGUCAAAAUCAAGGCUAUAAGAAGGAGACUUUCAAGGUGGCUAAAACCAUGAUGAAGUACAUCCACUGCAUCCAGAGUACAGAGUGGGCAGCGGCCACUGCCCACAAAAUCACCCAGGAACUGCCACCAGGCAAGGAGAAGGCUCAUUCACUCAGGUUCUGUUUGGGUCUUGGGGAUGCAUGGCUGAAAGAUCCAAACCUUGAGGAGUCAGCGAGGGCCCGAGGGGAGACCUUUCUUACCAAGCUGAAGCUGCAGUUCCAGCGUUCGGCCACUGAGAAUACAUUGAUUGCCAACCAGCUGAACAGCCCAGAGCAUCUGAAACUGACCGGGAUGCCAGCCAGGCUCAUAGUGGCCCUGUAUGAGCACAGCAGCGUGGAUCUGCGCUACAAAGAGUCGGGAGGUCAAACCUAUCCUGACAUCCACACUGUGGUUAAAGAAAUAGCUGCAGUCAACAACGUAGAUCUCCUUAAAAUCCGGAACAUGAUGUUGGAAAAGUGGAUCUGCAAAACGGGCCCUGUUGUUGUUAAGGAUAUUGGUAAUCAUGAAUGUGUCAGCAACAUUGAGGAAGACCCAGACUUAAUGAGGGUGGUGUACAUGCUGCAUUCUUUGCCCGUGGAUGAAGCGGUCCGUCUUCUAAAUCCUAUCCUAUCUGCUGAAACCUGGCCCCUCAGUACUUCUGGGCCUCGGUUGACCUUCUGCCAUCGGACUCGAGCGCUGCUUUGCCUCGUUCGUCUCGUUGAUGCCGAUACACUGGAGGCUCGGUUACAGAUCCCCAGGACCAAAAUCCACAGCUUUUACUUGAAGUGCUACAUCUUUGUCUCUCAACUGGAGGCAUUGAACAUCCCCUACACGGUGCAGUCUUUCCUCAGUAGUCCCAAAGAGGGCUUAGUGAAAGGGCUGUGGAAGAAUCACAGUCAUGAGCCACAGGCGGUGCGUUUAGUGGCAGACCUGUGUUUGGAGUAUCAGGUGUAUGACCCUCAGCUGUGGAACAGUCUGCUUCAGAAGCUGCUCAGCUUCAACUUGAUCAGCCACCUUCAGAGGGUGCUAGAGGCAGUUGUAGCUGUGCCUACACUGUGGGAGAUUACUAGUUUCACCAGGACCUGGAGGAGUAUGAUACUGGCACCUUUUGUCUCAGCUUCUGUUCCUCUGAGUCCUGAUCAACAGGAAACACUCUACAGGACCUUUGUUCUCCUCCUCAAGUGCCCUUUCCUGUUGAAUUUGGAUCUGAUAGGAAUUGCAAAUCGCUUUGCACAGUUCAAUCUGCCCGCCUUUGCCCUGGGAACUCUCCUUCUCAUCCCCUGUGCCAAUAAAAAGGCUCAGCAGAUCCAGGGCUUUCUGUCCGUCUGUAGCCCGGUCACCGUCCUUGAGCAGGUGGAGGAGCUUAUGACCACUGGUGAACUGGCUGGAAUCCCCUCAAAGAUCAGGGAAACUGUUCUAACUUUCAUCAGCCAAAAUGGGCAGCACCAGAAACUGAUGAGGACCAAACACUUCAAGCAUCUGAAGGAGCUCAUGGUGUCAAGUGGCCACCCCGAGCAAGUGAAAGACCUGGUGGACUACCUGAUCAGCCAGAACUGUCAGGAUGAUGCUGAUUCGCUCGUUCGUGAGUACAUUAAGCACAGAGAGCAUCAGGGAGGGAAAACGCUGACAAACGGCUCCCCGUCACCAAGCUGCAUGAAGGAGUUUCUCCACAUGCAGAAUGGAGGUUCAGGAUGAGCUGGAUGGAUUCUGUCUGUACAUUGUAUCAUUUAUCAUUCACUUGGUCCAUCUGGAGCAGUGACGCAAUAUUUGCACUUAACAUUUAUCUUUGAAUUGUUCAUGUAAUAUCUGAAUAAAUGUCUUUCAUUAUCGGCAA
Molecule: messenger RNA, 7128 nt
Organism: Paralichthys olivaceus (Japanese flounder)
Lineage: Eukaryota; Metazoa; Chordata; Actinopteri; Pleuronectiformes; Paralichthyidae
Source: RefSeq, a predicted model, not a curated record